CAUUACGAGUUCACCAAACGGAGAGAGGAACCUAUGCAAAGACUGGGUUGAAAAUCUGAGGAAAGAAAACCAGAAAAAGAAGCAGAGACUUUUUAGACUUACGGACUAUGGCAGAAGAUAUAACCUACUCAGUCAUUGGUUUUUCCACAGUCACUGGACAGAGGACUGCAGAUGUCACUUCUCCUCCAACACUGCCAGGACCCCCCCCUAUUCACUCCAGCCGCAAGAGCUGGGUCCUCAUCUUCCUGGGAGUCGUGACUUGUGUCUUUGUGGUCACAGUCCUUCCGAUGGGCAUUGCCUUGUGGAAGACCAACUGUGAAGAGAAGGCGCUGGUGAGACUCAGAGAGUCUCUGUGUGGGAGUGACAAGCCUGAGCACACAGGGCAGCUGUGUGAAUUCUGUCCCAGCGGGUGGGUGAAGGGCUCCAGAGGAAACUGUUACUUUAUCUCCCCUGAACAGAAGCCCUGGAGCUCAGCUCGUCAGGCCUGUUCUGAGCUGGGCACUGAUCUCCUGGCCAUCCAGGACCAAGCUGAGAUGAAGAGCCUAGAAGCUCUUGUAAAAGACAAUUACUUCUACUGGAUUGGCCUGAAUAGAAGUGACAGCAGUUCAGAAUGGAGAUGGGUUGAUGGCAGAGCUCUGGAGACAGCAGUAAGCGAAGUGAGUGUGACUGGAAAAGGUGGGGAUUGUGCUGGUGGAUCCUGGAGUCGCGACAAUGUCACCCUCUUCUCAUCUUCCUGCUCAACAGAUGUGCGGUGGAUCUGUGAGCGACCGCCCAUCCGAGUGUGAGGAGCUCUGGACUCUUCCCAGGGAAGAAGGCAGGAAUUUAGGGAGUGUGUGAAACAGAAUGGGACUAUACGCGCAUUGUGUUUUACAUUUCUGCACCAUAAGACACGACUGCAGCACUAGGACACACACACUUACUGCACAUGAGUGCCCAACUCUGCUGGGUACUGUGAUAGCCAAAGACAGUGGCCUGGGCUCAUCACAGUGCCUCAUUUUCAUACUGACAGACGUCUGUCUUCCUGUCAUGUUAAGACAUCCCACUAUCAAACAUCCUCUCCACUUACAAAACUCCACAGUCGAUGAAUUGGAGAAUCUUUGUAACUUCCAGAUCUAUAAUAAAUUGCUG
This is a messenger RNA of Lepisosteus oculatus (spotted gar), 1128 nucleotides long. RefSeq names its product natural killer cells antigen CD94-like. Gene Ontology annotation, molecular function: signaling receptor activity. Gene Ontology annotation, biological process: regulation of natural killer cell mediated cytotoxicity. The record is from RefSeq and is a predicted model, not a curated record. NCBI's taxonomy places the organism in Eukaryota, Metazoa, Chordata, Actinopteri, Semionotiformes, Lepisosteidae. Gene Ontology annotation, cellular component: cell surface; plasma membrane.